AUGUCAUACAACAAUACACUUCCAUCAAAUAUUUUCUCCAAUCACCACCAAUUCAUGCAAAUUUGUGAUUAUGACGACAAUGAUGUUGAUGAUGAUAACAAUCAUGAUCAUACUAGUAAUACCAGUCACAAUAUGAUCCAUCCAACAUCCAACUGGUUCACACCACAAACUGCACAGAUGAUCUCAUCCAUAUUACCCAUUCCCAAUUCUACCUCGUCCACAUCUGUGAUUCACACUAUUGUGGAUAAUCACAGUGAUUCUCACUCGCUUUCCUCACAAACAGAUCCAUUCCGCUUAGCAUUCGAAACAUCACCUAUUCAUACAAACACUAUUCAUCAUUACAAUACGAAUUGUAAUCGUCAUCUUCAUUCUGGUAUACAACAGUACAACUCCUUGUUCAUUCCAUACCACAAUUACAUCAACCAAUGGAACAAUGUACAGACGAACAAUGUCACUCCACCUGUCGACGACAACGACAACACUGUGAAUUCGUGUGAUCUGAUCACAGAAGAUGAACCGAAACCGAAUUUCAGUUAUAUUGGAUUGAUUGCAAAGGCCAUACUCAGUACACAAGAAAGACGUAUGAUAUUGUCAGAAAUAUAUCAAUGGAUUCAACUACGUUAUCCAUAUUUCAGUACACGUGGACCAGGAUGGCGUAAUUCCAUUCGACACAACUUGUCAUUGAAUGAUUGUUUUAUUAAAGUCGGUAGAGCAGCAAAUGGGAAAGGACACUAUUGGGGAAUCCAUCCAGCCAACUUGAAAGACUUUCUCAGUGGUGACUUCAGAAGACGUAGAGCACAACGCAAAGUACGUCGAGCAUUAGGACUGAGUCGACCUGACGAUAAAAUUCAUGAUGAUGAUGAUGACGACGAUGAUGAUGAUGGUGAUGACGUUGAUGGUGAUGGUGGUGGUGGUGUUAGUGGUGAUCGAGUUGAUCACCGAAACUCACCAACACUCAAUUCUCCACUCAUUCCACAAACACUUCUCCGAUUUCUACAUCCAUACAUACCCACAUAUCAGCUGAUCAGGUCAACACUCACACCAAAUUCCUCUCCAACACUCACAACACACGAACACACAUUCAAUGCCAAAUCAUACAAUCCACCACAUACAUCAAUACCAAUCACAAACACAAACACAAACACAAACACAAACACAAACUUAUUCACAUUCGAUCAAUUGACCGAUUCUACUAACAACCACCACACAAACAAUCCAUCGAACAUCACAACUCUCCUAUUCAAUCCAUCACCUGUCCCACUCGUACACAAUUCACACCGACUACCUCACCAAUCACCGAUAAAUGCAUCACCGACAAGUCGAAUGAAUAAUUCCACUGAAUUCAAACAAUCAAUCCAAACACUAAACACCACCAAUCAACUAUGCAAAUCGAGUUGCACCAACGACACAUUGAUCGAUCUUUUCUACAUCAAUUUGAUGCAUUUACUCAAAAAUCAUCAUUCAUCCAUUCAACCUGACAUGGAUGGUAAACGCACAUGUGACAAGCCUGUAUUGCUGGUUCCAAAUUCAAUUGCAAGUACCAACCAUACUACUACUACUACUACUACUACAACUACUACUAACAGUACCACUACUACUACUACUACAACUACUACUAACAGUACCACUACUACUACUACUACCAAUAGUAAUAAUAACAAUACACAUGCUACCGCCAUCACCAGUACUACCCACACAACAAACACUAUCAUUCCUCUCAGUAUUCCUAUCUCUGAUCACCAUCGAGUUGAUUGUCAAUAUGUGAAUUCAUCAUGUUCUUCACUCGAUUCUGUAUUCUUCAGAUCUCAUCCACUCUCCACUCAACAUCCAGUCAAUGUCAGUUUCAAUGUGGUCAACUUGAUUGAUCACAAACUCAAUCAAAGUGAUCUUGAUCCUACUCGUAAUCAUGAUGAUGAUGAGGGUGCUGUUGUUGUUGUUACUGAUGUAAAUAAUGAUGCUACAAUCUGUAAAAUGAUGAAGUCACAAGAAUAUCAUGUACACAAUGAAGGUGAUCAGAAGACUGAUCUUGAUCAGAAUGAAUCACAAGUCGAUGGUGAUGAUUAUGAAGAAGAAGAGGAGGAGGAGGAAAUUCCACUGGAAUUACAUUCAACAAAAUCCAUAAUCAAUCAAUCACUUGAUCAAACAUUAUCCAGUUCAAAUGUAUCAUAUUCAUUUCAUAGUUUAGAUAGUCCAUUAGAUUAUACCUUGUGUAAAUAAACAAUCUUUAUUUUUAUCUUAAUUCAAUUGUAUACUGUUUUAGUCAUUAUUAUUACAGAUUUGUCGCAUCUGAUGAAAAUACACAUCUCCAC
Molecule: messenger RNA, 2309 nt
Organism: Schistosoma curassoni
Lineage: Eukaryota; Metazoa; Platyhelminthes; Trematoda; Strigeidida; Schistosomatidae
Source: the annotation of a GenBank genome assembly